AUGCCUGCGCGCAGCCGCCACCGCGCCCGCCUCCCCUCGGGCUCCCCGCCCCGGGCUCCGCCCCCGCCGCGCGAGGUGCUCCUCUCCGGCGAGCCCCGGAGGGCCCCGGACUCCGACGGCGGCUCGGACGCCGACUCGGAUCUGGGUCCCGAGAGCCCGUCACAGCCGGCGGAGGAAGUACAAGAGGAAAUGGCAGGGCCCAGUCAACUCUGCAUCCGCCGCUGGACCACCAAGCACGUGGCUGUGUGGCUAAAGGAUGAAGGCUUUUUUGAGUAUGUGGACAUUUUAUGCAACAAACACCGACUUGAUGGAAUCACGUUGCUAACACUGACUGAGUAUGAUCUCCGGUCUCCCCCUCUGGAAAUCAAAGUCUUGGGGGACAUUAAAAGGCUAAUGCUGUCAGUCCGAAAGUUGCAGAAGAUACAUAUUGAUGUUUUAGAAGAGAUGGGCUACAGCAGUGACAGUCCCAUGGGUUCCAUGACUCCUUUGCUCAGCGCUCUUCAGAGUACGGAAUGGCUCUGCAAUGGAGAGCCUUCCCACGACUGUGACGGACUCAUGACUGACUUGAAUUCUGAUCAGUACCAGUACAUGAAUGGGAAAAACAAGCAUUCUAUUCGAAGAUUAGACCCAGAGUACUGGAAAACCAUCCUGAGUUGUAUAUACGUUUUUAUUGUAUUUGGGUUUACAUCUUUCAUCAUGGUCAUAGUCCAUGAACGAGUGCCUGACAUGCAGACCUAUCCACCACUGCCCGAUAUAUUCUUAGAUAGCGUUCCCAGAAUCCCGUGGGCCUUUGCCAUGACGGAAGUAUGUGGUAUGAUUCUCUGCUAUAUUUGGCUCCUGGUUCUCCUUCUGCACAAGCACAGGUCAAUACUUCUGCGAAGGCUCUGUAGCCUGAUGGGCACUGUUUUCUUGCUUCGCUGCUUUACCAUGUUUGUGACCUCCCUCUCCGUACCAGGACAGCAUCUACAGUGUACUGGAAAGAUAUACGGCAGUGUAUGGGAGAAAUUACACCGUGCCUUUGCUAUUUGGAGUGGCUUUGGUAUGACCUUGACUGGCGUUCACACUUGUGGAGAUUACAUGUUCAGUGGCCACACAGUCGUCCUAACUAUGCUGAAUUUCUUUGUCACUGAAUAUACACCAAGAAGCUGGAAUUUCUUACACACUUUAUCCUGGGUUCUCAACCUGUUUGGAAUCUUCUUCAUCUUGGCUGCCCAUGAACAUUAUUCCAUUGAUGUAUUUAUUGCCUUUUAUAUCACAACAAGACUCUUUUUGUACUACCAUACUCUGGCUAAUACCAGAGCAUAUCAGCAGAGUAGGAGGGCAAGAAUUUGGUUUCCCAUGUUUUCUUUUUUUGAAUGCAACGUCAAUGGCACAGUACCUAAUGAAUAUUGUUGGCCAUUUUCAAAACCAGCUAUAAUGAAAAGGCUGAUUGGAUGAAGACUGCAUCUUUGUAAAGAGUUCAUGAUUAAAUAUACAGUAGCUGUUGAAAAUGAA
Messenger RNA from Ochotona curzoniae (black-lipped pika), 1494 nucleotides. It is a transcript of the gene SAMD8, whose product is annotated as sterile alpha motif domain containing 8. The transcript is spliced from 6 exons. Gene Ontology annotation, molecular function: protein binding; ceramide cholinephosphotransferase activity; sphingomyelin synthase activity. The coding region runs from base 1 to 1437 and encodes 478 amino acids. Lineage: Eukaryota; Metazoa; Chordata; Mammalia; Lagomorpha; Ochotonidae. Gene Ontology annotation, cellular component: Golgi membrane; endoplasmic reticulum membrane. The record is from RefSeq and is a predicted model, not a curated record. Gene Ontology annotation, biological process: ceramide biosynthetic process.